GUCGACCCUCUCACACACUCUCAGAAAAAUCUCUCUCGCAUUCCUCUCCACCAUUCCUCUCCAUCUCACUUGUAGUUGUUUUUCGGUUUUUCACUUUUUUCUCUCUCUCAGGGAUCUCUCUGAUCGGGGCUUGCUUUUCUUUUCCUGAAACUAGCGAAGGGAUGCUUCUCUCUCUAGUCCAAACCUCAUUUACAUCGCCUUUCCAAGCUACCCAGAUCAAGGGUAGACACCCAAAUCCUUCAUUACUUCCCAAAACCCUCUUUCCUUGUUUCGAAGGCGUCUCCGCCACCGCUCUGAAGAAGCUUCAACUGUUUAGUGGGAGAUCGUGCGGUGUCGGGAAUGGAAGAUUUCAAGCUUCCUUACUUGAAGCUCCUGUUCUGUGGGCUGGAAGGCUUUGCAUUUUCUAUGCUCUCUUGAAGGCCGGACUGGCUGGAUCUCAAACAAACCCUUUCAUCUCAGAUGCGAAAACAGAGUCGAGCGAUUUGGGUUUUUUUAAGUGGAUUGAGGGCUUUAAAGGGCGAUCAGAGGAGAAGGAAGCAGCAGAUAGGAGGAAACUGGUAAGCAAGUGGCAUCCAACAACAAAGGGUACACUCAAGAGAAGCUACAGAGUUCCUUCCAAAUCCGAAGGACGACGCCUUCUCAAAGCAAUUGCAGCCCUGCUCUCGGAUGAUGAUCACUUCAUAGAUGCCACUUCCCAUAAGGGUUGUCAAAUUAGGAGGGAGACUGCUCAUGGAGAGAGUGUUUGUUGCAACAAUGUGAGGGCUCUUUUUGACGAGCUGCCCACGCCACACCUGGUUGUUGAGAUCACAGCUUUUCCUGCUGGGCCUCUCACAGAAAAGGAUUACACCAAAGCUGAGAAACUAGAGAGGGUGCUCAGAUCUGGUCCUUCUAUUUAAGUCCUCCCUGUUUUCCCCUUUGUAUGUAUCCAAGCUUUUACCUGUACAUAUUGUAGCAUGAAAAGAAUUUUCCCGUUACUCUCCUGAAUUCCACUGGAGACUCACUUUCUUGAAGUACAUAGUUUCAUCCUUGAAACUAUGCAAAUAUAGGCCUAGUUCUUUCCUUUUCCUUGCUCUCCAUCUAAAUUACAAUUUGAUAGUGAAAUAUGGAGUCAUGUCUUCCAUUACUUUGGCAUGUGAUUACUGGUUAGGCGACUGGGAAUUUUAGUUGUGAAUCAAUUAGUAAAAGGAUUACAGGCAGGAUUCAGCUUUGCAUCCA
This is a messenger RNA of Nelumbo nucifera (sacred lotus), 1215 nucleotides long. RefSeq names its product 6,7-dimethyl-8-ribityllumazine synthase. Lineage: Eukaryota; Viridiplantae; Streptophyta; Magnoliopsida; Proteales; Nelumbonaceae. The record is from RefSeq and is a predicted model, not a curated record. Gene Ontology annotation, cellular component: chloroplast envelope.